AUGCAGCUCAAGACCAUCUUCGGCGUGCUCGCCCUCGCCAGCAUGGGGUUCACCUCACCGACCCCCAACCCAGACGUCGAAGACUUCGAGGAGCGGGACCUCGAAGAACGGCAGUUCGGUUACUACAAGGACUACUGCUGCAAAAACAAGAUCGAUACUAAGGACUGGGUCAUUCUCUGGAUCAAGGUUGCCGGGGUGGGAAUUGACUGCGUGCAAACCAGCACGUGCCUCCCUGGCAAGUACAAGUGCAAGAGUAACUUCCCUCUCGAUAAAAACAAACAGAUUGUCUGCAACGAGUUUCCUUAUUGA
Messenger RNA from Aspergillus uvarum CBS 121591, 309 nucleotides. RefSeq lists its product as uncharacterized. NCBI's taxonomy places the organism in Eukaryota, Fungi, Ascomycota, Eurotiomycetes, Eurotiales, Aspergillaceae. The record is from RefSeq and is a predicted model, not a curated record. The transcript has 2 exons. Bases 1 to 309 code for a protein of 102 amino acids.